This is a messenger RNA of Prorocentrum cordatum, 1652 nucleotides long. Lineage: Eukaryota; Dinophyceae; Prorocentrales; Prorocentraceae. The record is from the annotation of a GenBank genome assembly.
GUUUCUCCUUUCGCCAAAUUUCCGUACACUACCCCUCGUUCAUGGAUGGCUCUAUGCGGCCGCCCGCCAUGCACGGCGCUUCUCCCUCCGCUUUGUAGCGUCGUGUUCGUUGCCCUUGCGCCUGCGGCCGCAGGGCUCGUUGCUUCCGCAGCCGCGGGGUUGCCCCCAGUGGAGCAGGUACAGCUGCUGGCUGGCACGGAGCUGUCCGACCGCUUCAGCAACGGCAAUACCCUGCCUCAGGUGAAGCGGCCUUGGGGCUUCAACGACUGGGUCCCCCACACCAAUGGCAACUUGCACGACAACCCGUGGUGGUUCACGCGGAGCUCCAACUCGUUCAAGGGCCUGAAGUGUUCACACCAGCCGUCGCCCUGGCUGGGAGACUGGGGCUACUUCAGCAUCAUGCCGAAUAUCGGCGAUGCUGCGCCCAUCCAGACCAGUCCACCUGAAGAUAUUCCACACAGCAUGGCACCCGGAGACAUUCCGUUUGAAGGCGUCAAGCCCGACCCGUCAGUUUUUCGCAGGAGCUCGCCCGUGAGCUCGUUCACGAGCUCGCCCUGGCUGCAGUACUCCUCGGAGGAGUCUGUCUGGAAGCCAUACCUCUUCAGCACCUCCCUGUCGAAGUCGGGCUCGUCGGAGCGCAUCAACUUCGAGUUCACGCCGACCAACCACGCGGGCGCAGGUCGCGUGGUCUUCCCGCCCGGCUCCUCCGAGGACGCCGCCGUCGAGGUGCGGGUGCCGAAGGGCUACACCAUCUCGGAGGGCCGCGUCCUCAGCGGCUACACCGCCACGGCCGAGGGCCAGAUCCCCGAUGGGUUCAAGCUGUUCUUCGUCAUGAACUUCAGCAGGCCGCCCGUGCGAGUCGAGGACGCGGGCUGCGUCCCCGGCGGGCUGCGCUACGGCUCGUGCGCCCUCUCCAGGCUCGUGUUCGGCCCCGACGCCGGCACGGUCGAGUUCGGGGUGGCCACCAGCCUGGUCUCCUUGGAGCAGGCCGCGCACAACCUGAUGCAGGAGGUCUCCGACAGGCCGUUCGACGAGGUCGUGGAGGAGGGCCGCUCUGUUUGGUCGCAGGCGUUGGGGCGCGUGUCGGUGGAGAUGCAGGACGACGAGCAGCACAAGGUCUUCUACACCAAUCUCUGGAAGUCGAUGCUGUUCCCCCGCUUCCUGCAGGAGACGGAUCAGCAUGGCAAUGAGGUGCACUACAGCCCCUUCAACGGGAAAGUCGAGCCUGGGAAGCUGGUCGUGGACAGCGGCUUCUGGGACGCGUACCACACAGUGUACCCCCUGAAUUCGGUCCUCUUCCCAGAGAACCUCGGGCACCUGAUGGAUGGCUGGGUGAACGCGUACAAGGAAAACGGGUGGAUUCCACAGUGGGCCUCGCCUGGCAAUCGCGACUCCAUGGUGGGCACCAUGAGCGACGUGUCCCUGGCCGACGCCAUCGUGAAAAGCGAGGCCGGCGGCUUCUCCUUCGACCGGCAGGCGGCCUACGAGGCCAUCCGCAAGGACGCGGCCGAGCAGCCCGCCGUGGGCGACCACAACGGCGGCCGCCGGGAGCUCCUGGAGUACAACGAGUCGGGCUUCGUGGCCGAGAGCGCCGCGGGGGGGUACCGCUCCAGCGGCAGGCUCCAGAGCGCCAGCGCGGGGCUGCUGUACCG